CGCAGUUACAGGCCUCAUCGACGGCUGCACUGGAAAGAUUCCGAGUUCACUUCCAGUCCCAGAACGGCGACAAUGCUCCGAAGAUCGGCAGAAUUCGCUCCCGUCUGCUUCCACUCGAAUCAUUCUCCGGUAUUGUGAACGUGGAAUUUGAACUAGUCUGGGUUCUUAGUUGGAAUCGCCGUAACUCUAAGAAGAUCACCAGUUGAAUCACGGGAGGGAUUCAAUUCUUACACUCGUCUGGGCCGAGGAGAUUGUACCUGUCGAUGUGAGCAAUUGGCGACGAUCAGGGUUUGCAGCUGCGAUCUUAGCUGGUUAUGAAGAUCGUGAACAAUCCAGUAUCUGGAAGUGAGUGGAAGAGUUAGGAAUCGCACUGGAAGUUUUUUUUUCCUGCACUGGGCUGAAGAGGUCGUGCGUUCGGACUCUGCACAGAUGACGAGAGUGACGAAGUACUUGAAACCUUAUGUCUUGAAGAUGUUUUUCUCCAACAAGUACGUCAGCGCCCAAGUAGUGCAUUCGCCGACGAGUACCACUGUCAUUGCUGCUUCGUCGCAAGAAAAGCUCUUGCGCGGAGAGCUUCCUAAUACCGCUGAUGUAGCUGCUGCUGCGAAGAUUGGGCAGAUUCUUGCAGAGCGCUUGAAACUGAAGGAAAUUCCGGCCGUAGCAUUUGAGCUUGAAAGGGGCGAGAGGUAUCAUGGGAAGCGGAAAGCUCUUGUUGACAGCCUUAGGGAGAGUGGUGUGAAGCUCAUUUGAAUAGACCUCUAACAUUUCAUGUCGGCGAAGAACUCCGGGUUCAUAGCCCAGGAUUUUUUUUUCAUGUUUAACGGGACCAGUCCGUUUUCAUUUUCCGAGAUCUUCUUCUAUGCAGAAGCAGAGAUGCAGUAUCCAGAUCUCAGUGUGACCAAUUCAGUAUUUUUUCAAUUUUUGAUUAUCUCAGGCGAGAUCUUAGCUCUGGCUAGCUGGAGUACGGGCUUUUGUGGAAAACCCUAAACCUCCUUGAAUUCUGGAAUUCGUGUAUCUGGGAUGAUUGUCGUUGGAGAGCAGAAGUUUACGCAUAAACUUAUCUGAGAAAGCUGGAUGCGGAUGAAUUUAGGGCUCAACAAGCUCAUUAUGCACCUCGAGAAUUUUGGAUUGAUACACUUGAGGUGAAAACUUGUGAGUCGCAGAUCAUCACAGUAGAAAAUUUGAAAGUUUCUGUACGAAUUCUGUGGAUGACUGGCUGGAUGAUUGCGUUGGCGGGCUGUUAGACCCGGACGCAAGUAGGAAAAUAAAUAUGUGAAAUUUGUAUCAACCUUGCUGGUCUCUGUAUCGUUUCUCUGCCCAAAUUCAUGGUCAUUGACUUGUGUAUGCUUUGGCUGUGCACAAGUUAGUCGUAAAUUCUUCACGACUAUGAUUUGCGAGGGUUUGAAGGGUGGAUCUGCUUUUUCAUACACGUGAAACUGGUCAACACGUCCAGCGAAUUCUCUUUUUUGAGAGCAGCCUUCAUGUGUACUUGAGGUAGAGUGACAUCAAUAGGCAUUUUUGCCUUCUAUAUUCUUGAAGUUCAUAAUUUGUCUGAGUCUUUGUCAGCAGUAAAUAAAGUUUCAUAUUCGCAUUGAAUUAGACUUAUUGCUAAGGUAAACCAACUUCACAG
This is a messenger RNA of Marchantia polymorpha subsp. ruderalis, 1630 nucleotides long. The record is from the annotation of a GenBank genome assembly. NCBI's taxonomy places the organism in Eukaryota, Viridiplantae, Streptophyta, Marchantiopsida, Marchantiales, Marchantiaceae.